AUGGCACAAUCCUUGAUUGUCGCGACGCUUAACCGGCAAGUGUUUAAAAUCAACCUUACAACCGCACUCUUCCCUCAUUCUUUCCCUCCUCCUUCUUCUACCUUUUCCAGAUCUCGUUCAUCUUCUUCGCUUUUCUUCAACCCUAAGACCCCUCUCUCCGCGUUUCUCUCUACUGCUACCUCCAUGGGUGAAACUCCUGCUGCCGUUGAUGCUGGCAUGGACGCCGUUCAGCGCCGUCUCAUGUUCGAUGACGAAUGCAUUUUAGUGGAUGAGAGUGACCAUGCGGUUGGUCAUGAAUCUAAAUACAACUGCCACUUGUGGGAAAAGAUUGAAUCUGAAAAUUGGCUGCAUAGAGCUUUCAGUGUAUUCCUGUUCAACUCAAAGUAUGAGUUGCUUCUUCAGCAACGAUCUGCAACAAAGGUAACAUUCCCUCUUGUGUGGACAAACACCUGCUGCAGCCAUCCAUUGUACCGAGAAUCUGAGCUUAUUGAAGAGAAUGCCCUUGGAGUAAGAAAUGCAGCUCAGAGGAAGCUUUUGGAUGAGCUCGGUAUUCCUGCUCAAGAUGUACCAGUUGACCAGUUCACCCCACUGGGCCGCAUACACUAUAAGGCACCUUCGGAUGGCAAAUGGGGAGAGCAUGAACUGGAUUAUUUGCUGUUUAUCAUCCGGGAUGUUAACGUUAAUCCAAAUCCUGAUGAAGUGGCUGAUAUCAAAUAUGUGAACCGUGACCAGUUGAAGGAGCUGUUAAGGAAAGCCGACGCAGGGGAGGGAGGUUUGAAGCUGUCCCCUUGGUUCAGACUAGUUGUGGACAAUUUCUUAUUCAAAUGGUGGGACCAUCUUGAGCAAGGGACCCUUGGGGAGGUCAUUGACAUGACCACAAUUCACAAGUUGACAUAA
Vicia faba (fava bean) is the source of this 897-nucleotide messenger RNA. The record is from the annotation of a GenBank genome assembly. Lineage: Eukaryota; Viridiplantae; Streptophyta; Magnoliopsida; Fabales; Fabaceae.